Messenger RNA from Owenia fusiformis, 2406 nucleotides. Lineage: Eukaryota; Metazoa; Annelida; Polychaeta; Sabellida; Oweniidae. The record is from the annotation of a GenBank genome assembly.
UUCUAAAACAAGAGAGAUACAGUUGAGAGGAAGACAAUUGAACAGUUUGAGAAUGUCCCUCAGCUAUGCCAUAAAACUGGUGUUUAAAGUGGUACUAUAACAUUGAAUUACAAUACAUGUAUAGUAUCUAAGUCUGAAUCCAAUAUCUGGUGUGCAGCCCAUAUAAUGGCUUUAAAGCAGCAAAAAAGGUUUUAUCAAGGAAAAAUAUUCAGAAAACAAGCAACUUGAGUUUCAAUGUGGAAUUCAGAAAGUAAUCUGAAAGUGGAGCUUAUAUCAAUCUAGUAUUUAACAAGAACAAUGUUUUUUAAGAAAGGUGUAAUAAUUGCAUGUCUGCUUAUAAUGGCAGCCUGCUAUUGGUACCAGCUAGUCAUAGAAACAGGGACAAACAAAGAGAAAAUCGUUAAAAGAAUAUGGACACAUGUACAAAAGGUAUAUAACAGCAGGUAUAUGAGUGACCUCCCCAAGGACAUAAGCAGUAUACAAGAGAAAAGAAUACAGCACCUCCAAAAGAUGUGCAUUGAAUAUAGAAAAUCCAAAGAAUAUAAACACCCAACAUUAAUCCAUAAUUUAUUCUAUAUCAAAAAUUUAACAUUUCCACCCAGUCAAACAACCAACAGAGCCCUCUGGUGUCCAUGUUUUAAAGCAGGGCACUCAAGUUGGAUAAACACAUUACAAGAGCUCAAUGCCAACAAUUCAGGAUUCAAAUUUGAUCUCCGGGAAAAUAUAAACAAAACUUUGACAACAGUAAGGUUUAUAAAUGUUAGAGAUCCCUGGGAAAGACUCCUUUCGGCAUAUUCAAACAGAAUGACCUAUCAAGAAAAUAGUAAAUAUAUAAGUCGACAAAGGAACACUAUUGGACGCCGCAUUAUGAGCAGAUAUUAUCCUGAUUCAAAUGCAAUGAAUAUUCCAUAUGAAAAUAUAAGUUUUACAUUUAAGGAUUUUUUAAGAUUUAUAAUAGAUGAACCAAAACAAUUGUCUGGUAGACUUGACGACCACUGGGUACAAUACUAUGAAUGGUGUCGACCAUGUGACCCUUACUUAGACUACAACGCCAUAGUUAAACUAGAAACAGUCACUGAAGAUUCAAAUUACGUUCUAGAAAAAAUAGGCGUCAAAACCAAAAUCAAGGAUGGGCCAAGAAAGACAGCAAAAUAUCUACAGGAACAAUAUAAGGAGGUUCCUCAUUGGAUUAUUGAUGACCUGACAAAGAUAUUUUACUGGGACUUUAAAUUAUUUGAUUACGACAUGAAUUCUCCAUUGGUACGCAAAUCAAUAUCUUAGAAAUUAGCUGAAUCAAUAUGAUAAAAUAUACAACAUAACAAUUCAAAAGCCAUUAAAAUGUCUUCAAAUAUAAUAUAUUAUACCCAAGAGCUAUAAUUUACAAUAAUUUAUCUCAUAGGCUAGACAACAAUUUCUACCAUCUUAUCAAGCAUUAAAUGACUGGGGACAUGAACCAUUUAAUUCCAAUGAUAUAACAAAAGAAAAAUUUCUCUUGUGGUACUAUAAUCUUUAUUUAUAAAUCUCAUGACAAGAAUAAAUAAAAGAGAAAUACAUUUAGGAAAUAGACAAAUGAAUGAUUUGAGAAGGUCCCUCAGUUAAGCCAUAAAAAUGACUUUAAGUGUUUAAGAGGAAAUAUGACAAUGAUCAUAUCUAAGUCACUUUAAUUUUGAUAUUAUGAAUUUGCAACAUUUGGAUAGUGGGGUAUAUGUAUCCCAGCUUAACAGAUAUAGUAGGGCAUGGUCAUAUAAGGGGAUAUUUAGAUUUUAAGUCGAGAUACAAUAUUUUAGUGAAAAAACUCGUAGGCCAAGGUUAUACUUAUAAAAAGCUUAAAGGGAUCCCAUCUCCCAAAAGCAGAAUAAGAGUAACCACCUGAUAUUCCUGUGAUAUUUGAUGUAAAAUAAAUUUGUCUAUCAACUUACCAAUGUGGAGUCUUCCACUAAUUUAUGAAUUGUAUCAAUAUGACAAUUGUUCACAGCCAUUAAUUCCCAAUCUCAUAACGAGUAAUUUGAAAUUGAAAUAACCCACUCAAAUCUGCUCCAAUCUGAUUGGCUGUCUGGGUUCAAUAUCCUUGGCAAUGCGAUUGUAUACUUACCAAGAGACGAUGGGAAUAAAGCAUCAUUAUUUAUAAAUUUAGAUGAAAAAUCUUGCAAAAAUAUGUAUUCUAAUAUAACUUGUAAUGUAAUUGAUCAUCUUCAAAUAAAACAGCGCAUUUAUAUGACUUUCUAAGAAACUAUUUAUAUAAUCAUAAAAUAUGAGAGACGCACAAUGUCCGCUGAUGCAAGUGAUAGAGUAUAGGACUUUAUAGCAUUUUAAGAGGUCAGAGGUUCGAAUGCCAGCAGAUUGGUUUGGACUUAUUAUGUACAUUUCUGACAGUUGGUUGUCCCGUUGAUUUUCUCAAUAAAUUGG